AUGGCUCCCGUCCUCAAGAAAUACAAGGCCGCAGCAGUCAAUGCUGAGCCUGGAUGGUUCGACCUCGAGGAAUCUGUUCGCCGCACGAUUCAUUGGAUUGAUGAAGCCGGGAAAGCGGGUUGCAAGUUUAUUGCAUUCCCCGAGUUGUGGAUCCCUGGCUACCCGUACUGGGCCUGGAAGGUCAACUACCAGGAAAGUCUGCCACUUCUGAAGAAGUAUCGUGAGAAUAGUCUUCCUUCCGAUUCGGAGGAAAUGCGCCGCAUCCGCGAGGCUGCAUGCCACAACAAGAUCUUCGUAUCUCUCGGAUACUCCGAGGUCGAUCUGGCAAGCUUGUAUACCACUCAGAUCAUGAUCAAUCCGGCUGGAGAUAUCAUCAACCAUCGUCGCAAGAUCAAGGCUACCCACGUCGAGCGUCUGGUCUUUGGUGAUGGCACUGGCGAUACUACCGAGUCGGUCAUGGAUACUGAGAUUGGGCGUAUCGGACACCUGAACUGCUGGGAGAACAUGAAUCCAUUUUUGAAGGCCUAUGCUGCAUCUCUGGGAGAACAGGUCCAUGUUGCUGCUUGGCCGCUGUAUCCUGGAAAGGACACUCUCAAAUAUCCGGACCCCUAUACUAACAUCGCUGAAGCCAAUGCCGACCUCGUGACUCCCGCCUAUGCCAUCGAGACAGGCGCUUUCACCCUUGCACCUUGGCAGACAAUCACUGCGGAAGGUAUCAAGCUCAAUACGCCACCCGGCAAGGAGCUGGAAGAUCCCAACAUUUACAACGGAAAUGGCCGCAUCUUUGGGCCUGAUGGUCAAAACCUUGUUCCUCAUCCCGACAAGGACUUCCAGGGUCUCCUUUUCGUUGACAUCGAUCUUGAUGAAAUUCAUCUCACCAAGUCUUUGGCUGACUUUGGUGGCCACUACAUGAGACCUGACCUGAUCCGCCUCUUGGUCGACACUAAUCGCAAGGAUCUGGUUGUGCACGAAGACCGAGUCAACGGAGGCGUUGUUUACCAAAAGACGGUGGACCGUGUCGGACUCUCGAAGCCCUUGGGUGGAGCCGCUGAAGAGUCGACCAGCGAAUGA
Molecule: messenger RNA, 1071 nt
Organism: Penicillium subrubescens
Lineage: Eukaryota; Fungi; Ascomycota; Eurotiomycetes; Eurotiales; Aspergillaceae
Product: carbon-nitrogen hydrolase family protein
Exons: 5
Coding region: 1-1071 (356 amino acids)
Biological process (GO): cyanide catabolic process
Molecular function (GO): cyanide hydratase activity
Source: RefSeq, a predicted model, not a curated record